This is a messenger RNA of Pelmatolapia mariae (spotted tilapia), 7323 nucleotides long. RefSeq names its product sodium channel subunit beta-4-like. Gene Ontology annotation, molecular function: sodium channel regulator activity; transmembrane transporter binding. The record is from RefSeq and is a predicted model, not a curated record. Bases 690 to 1391 code for a protein of 233 amino acids. The transcript is spliced from 5 exons. Lineage: Eukaryota; Metazoa; Chordata; Actinopteri; Cichliformes; Cichlidae. Gene Ontology annotation, biological process: regulation of sodium ion transmembrane transporter activity; regulation of ventricular cardiac muscle cell membrane repolarization; cardiac muscle cell action potential involved in contraction. Gene Ontology annotation, cellular component: voltage-gated sodium channel complex; plasma membrane.
GGAAACACGCAUACUUUCUGCUUUUCUGCCUGCUGGCUCUCCUCCAGCAUCCUUCUGUGCCUCUUGUGUGUUCUCCUCCCCCUCCAGCCUAUGUCUCCCCCCCACCCAUGGGGUUUGUUGGCCAGCCUGGUUACCUGACUAUUGCUGCUGCUGUUAAAGGAGUGGAGCGGUCUGACACAACGCUGCUACCCUGGUGCCGCUUUGCCUCGCUUCUCCUCUAUGCCUUUCGCCUCACACUCUGCUUUGCUGGAUAAUUACCACUGUGUCUGCCAGAGACAGCGACAGAGGACAGCAGAGGAGGGAGGCAAAGAAACAGAGAGGCUGCACUCUUCGUUCAACUGCUGCAUUCUUCAGUCUUUCCUUUCCUCUGCUUCCCCGGGCUGCAGGAGAGCAGUGCAAGGAACAACUUGAUGUGAGAGAGCUCCCUAAAGGAAUUUUAUCCUUCUCUCUUUUGCGCUUCCUCAUUCUGUUCAUUCCUGGGACAGAGUGCAGAGGAGGAGAGAAGAGGGAGGGACUGAGAGCAAGACUCUGCCUUCAGCUGCACAGCUCAGUGUCCCACCUUGGUCCAGAGGCACAUAAGUCAAACACUCACAGUGACUGGCAGACAAGGAGACAGACUGACAGAGACACACAUUGUAUACAUAUAGACAGGCAGAGAAGAACAGAGACAGACAGGUGGUGUAGGUGUCAUGGCGUCAGUGGACAGCACUGGUUCAAGUGUCUCUGGUCGGCUGAGAUCAGGGGAUCUACUUCACGCUGGUCUGGCAGUUGCACUGCUGCUUGGCGUAUGGACUGUUGGUGGACUGGAAGUUUCCACAGGUAAAGUGUCUUCAAUAGAAGCAAUGAAUGGCUCCACGGUUUUGUUGCCCUGCACUUACUCUUCAUGUAUUGGCAUCGAAAAUCUCUACUUCAACUGGCAAUAUAAUGACAAUGGAACUCUCAUAAAGUUAUGUGAAGCGUUGAUCCCUAUGGAGGGUGUGGAGCCGAAGGUCCGUGUGUACCAUGAGCGUGUUGAGUUUGUCGGCUCCUCAAAGAGGAACAACAUUUCGAUCUUGCUAUGGAAUAUCACCUUUGAAGAUGAAGGAGAGUACAUCUGUUUUGCCAGGAAUCCAAAAGAGAAGAACCGCAACCACAGUGCUAUCUUCACUCUUAUAGUGGUGGAUCAAAUGAAGGAAGUUGACAACACUUUGACAAUCAUUAUUGUCUCAGCGUUGGGUGGAGUCAUAGGCUUAGUUAUCAUUGUCAUGGUGAUAAAGGCUGUUGUUGUUCACUUCCUGCAGAAGGAUGAUGAGAAGAAUAAAGAGUGCCUAGUGAGCUCCUCAGGGAAUGACAACACAGAAAAUGGUCUUUCAGGAGCCAAAACUGAAAACAAAGGGACACCAAAGGCUUGAACAAAAUGUUAAGUAUGCCUACAUGUUUGUAUAUAUGUUAGACAAAUGUACACACUCAGCGAAAAAUCAAUUAUCUUACUAGCGGCUAACAAAAACAACUUGUAAAAAUGUCUAUUUUAAAUCAUGCUUGAGAUUUGGGAAGUGUGAAGUGUGCAUAGGCCUGGAUCUCUCUCACUUACCAUGGUAGCCCAUUUGUUCCACUGUACAGCUUCUGCUCCACUUUCUUCACAUUGCAAUCUCCAAUUUAUGCAGUUGACGUGUUAUUUUUUUCUAUGUACUUUCUUACUAUCUAAUAACAUUCACACUACGUUAAAGCAAGAACGCAUCACAAGAAAUCUUUUUUAUACACCCAAUGUCAGUAUUCAGUUUCCAGUCCAAAACAUGCUUUACAGUAUCAGUUGAGAAGCUACAAUAUGUUUGAUUCUUAGUCUGGAACUCUACAACUCCAAGUGAAACUUGGACUUAGAUAUACUCAACCAGUGGGAACAAAUAUCUUUGAUGCCAUGUUGAACUGCCAUAAUGAAAAACUGCCAGGAUGUCAGUCGAAGAACAGCACAACACUGCUCAAAUUCUUUCCCUUAGCUCUCAAAUGAUAUAAAUGCACCUGGAUGAAAAUAAGCCAGGUGAUAACUGACUAGAAGUUUGGUUAUAAAUAAAAGAUAAAAAAUUUUCAGUCCCAAUCACAUAAAUUGUUUAUAAAUAAAAUAGGAAGUUUUACAUUUUAAACACUGACUGUAAAAUUUGUAUUUUGCCAUUUUAAACACUGGGCGCUGUUUUACUGAUUAACUGUGUUUGUAGGUAACGAGUAAAUCCCAACUGUUUCCAAAGGAUCUUUCUGACAUUAACCUCUGAAAUGCCAAUUUUUAUGUGAACUUCUGGGUUCAGAUUAGACACACUGCUGGUUUGUUUGGGCCAAAGAUUUUCUGUGAAAUGCUGGUUAGCAGGGACUAACAAAUGGGCUUACCUUAGGUGAAUAAAAGAUCCAGUUCUGCACAGGUUUUAUUGUUUUGCUUUAGAUAAACACAGGUGCCUGUUCUGCUUCUGCUCCCUUGGCUGGUGAGAAGAACUUACAUAAAAAAAGAAGAACCCUAACCAUCAUCAAAGACAAUCCCCAGACUACCCAGCUCCCUAUUGAAAGGAAUGAACUUAAUCAUGCUGCUUCUGACUAAUAACCAAUGCAUUUUGAGCAUGUGCACAUUUUAUAUAGCUUCGUAUAAGAUUAUAUAUUACACCAUAAUACAGGAACAUUUCUGUGUGUCUCUGUUUGGUCCCCUCCACGCUGGCCAGAACUGCGGGAAGCUCUGUCAAUGCUCAUCUCAACACUGCUGCAACUGUUUAACACCUUUUUAGCCACGUCAGGGUUAUUGAAAAAGAACUUUUAGAAUAUUGGCCGACAAGUUUACUGUAGAAAAAUUAAUAACUGAAAGAAAGUUUACACUUAAUUAAAAAGUAAGAACAUUUUAGCAGCUCUGUUUAAGUGAAAGAAUUGAAAAGCCCUGCCAGAGGAGUUUGAGAAGCUGCUUAAUGGCUUAUUAGCAGGAUAUCUGUAUAAGCACAUGCAACUCAAAAUGCUAAUUUCCAAAUUUACAUGUGGAUUCAGUGAUAUACAUAUAAUUCAAAGGAAACUUGCCAAACCCAUCAAGAAUAUACAAGUCCAGUAAUAUAGCCUUGGUAGUGCAGGUAGCAUUGUCUUGGGGCAGCUCACUGCAAAAGAAUGUAAAGACUGUUGGGCAGUCAAAUAUUGUCCAAAAUGUAUGUUUUUAUUCAGUACAAAAAAUAUAUCAAAGAAAUAUUAAUAUUAUUCUGAAUUGAAUGUGUGUGAAUGCCCCUCAAGGGCAGUCAUAAGUGCUUGUUGGUCAGCUACAUUAUUUUGUGUACAUCUACAACUGGCCAAAACUGAGCAUGUUAUAGAGUCUAAACUGAUAAAAUUACUACUUGACUGUAUUUAAAACCCUGGCCAUUGAAGAUUUUAAACUUUUUGUUCAGACUUCACAAACAGCCCCAGUGUUGAUCUUGGCUGUUUAAAAGGGACGUUGGUUGAUGUUGCUGAGAGUAAAUUGAGAAAUUUUAAAUUAAACACAUAUAAAAAAUUUUUUUAAGUAAAUGCUUAAAUGUGCACAAUAUAAACACCAGUACUUAUUUCUUUCAAGAAACGCCAAAUUGGAAAAUGUAACAAAAUCUUCAUAAAUUCACAUUUCUGUUUCAUUCUUUCAUAAGUCAACAAGGAUCGGUUUACUGCUAAAAUGCCCUUGGGAAAUUAGAACCACCUCUCUUUGUAGUUUGUAGUCACAGUCACUUUGACGUCCUUUCUAUGAGGACCGCAGACAUGCUCUGCAUAAAUAGUUUGAACAGCUGAAAGCUACAUACAUACAUUACACGCUGCUACACAAAUACCCACAUAGGAGGAUUCAUUUUGAUACCAGAGAACAGCUCACUGGCCUUGCCUGCAAACAAUACAGCACUGUGUCAGUGUUAAAGUGGUUUUGUUACAAUGGCAAAUCACGGAAGUGGCCUCACAGUUGCCAUUCUUUUAUACUAUAUAUUAAGAGAAUUAACAAAAACACAACAUUCUCACUUUGUGUUUGUCAUUUUGACCGAGUACCUGACAGCAGCACUGUGUCAAAUGGUUUUAACUUCGAGUACAUGUUAACUUACUGGAACAGAGCUCUAUGACAAGCUUUUAUUUUAUUUUUCUAUUUGUUCACUUCUGUCAGCCUGCUCCUCUCUAAUACUGGAGUGCAUUUCCCUUGCUUUCAAUGGAAGCAAUAAGACAGAUAUCAGAUUAUGCAAUAACCUGUUAUAAGGCACUUUAAAGAUGUGUCUGGACUGGCUGGCAAUUCUGUCCAAGGCACUGAUCAUUGUACCAAUAUAUGUAUCCACACCACGGAAAUGUAUCUCAGCUGAGUUUAAGUAUGGUGAUUAGGAUCAUAUAUCUACAGCAGAUGGUUUUGUCUGCAUUGGAUCAAUCUAUAUUAGGUCCCAUUUACACUUGGCUCAAAAUUCCCUGAGCAGAUGAAAGCUGUAUCAGGAAAAGCUUGAACCCAGGCCCACAUUAUAACACAUGUCUAACAUAUUACCCCAUUUGUACUUUGCUAUUUCAUAAAAGUUGUAUCUAGAUGGAAUAAUAACACAGUGGUGGCCCUGGGAGUUCAAGGUGCUGCAGCUGCAGUUUCUGUUUUUGCUGUGGAUUAUUUCUUUGUUAGUUUGUUGUUGUUGUUGUUUUAUUUAUUACUUUGUCAAACUGUUGAAGAUGUUGAAGAUGUGUCUCAGUAUGCUUUUAUUUUACAUUUUUUAAAUGUAUGUUUUACUCAGAGCUCUCAGGGCUACCAUACUAAUGGGCUAAAAACACCCUAAUUGACACUGCCAACUGACAAAUAUGAAAUGCCCUACAAGAUAACCAAUGCGCUGCCCCCUUACAGGAAUACAAUAUAUUUUUCUGUGUGUAAUAUAAAAGCAGCCAUUGUUGCAAUCACAGAAAACAUCAUAACUGACCUAUUAUGAAUGUUCUUGCUUUGGAGUCCUAAUUAUAAGAUUUGAUGUUAUGUACUGAGUAGUUGUUUGGUUGCACUUAUGUCUUUGAGGGAUGCAUUUAAUUACCAUUGCAAGGAAAGGUGUUGUAGAAUAUGACCUCAAUUGACUCACGCAAUUAGGUUUCAUACAAUAUAUAAAGUACAACGCCUAUGCCCAAGAAGCAUAAGUGCUUAUUUUAUUAUACAUUACUAAAUAGUGUAAGUAUAUGCUGAGUAUAAAUGGGAUCAAGAGUGAAUUGUGAUCAACCUUAACAGUACAAUGUUAGAAGUGAAUAUAUCCUGGUGAACCUGUAAAAAUGUGAAUGAUGUGGAUGUAAGGCAUCACACACUGUCUAAGAGUUAUGGGACCCCUCUGUAAAGAGGGUAUAUACAUCCAAAGUCUUCCUGUUAGGGAAAAGCAAUAUUGUGGAGUUAAUGUGUCUGUUAGUGUACUUUUCAUAACCCUGACACUCAAAAUACAGUAUAGGUGGAUUCACAUAAUACAUAACUCAAACCUCACUAUUUGUGUUUACGGAUUUUCUUCUUAAUUUAAUGAAGAAAAACAAAUUAUAAUAAAAUACUUAAAAAACAACAAUAGAAAACUCCGUGCAGCAAAUUAGGCAUAUGUAUCUGAGCGGGUUAUAAGAGGUAUGUACUGUUUUAAUACCAGCCAUAACUGAUGUGAUAAAAUAUGUAUAUGUGAUGGGGAGAGGAGAGCUGUUUUAAUGCAUAACGCAGGUCUGGUUUUGGUACAGUUGCCUUUAUAAUCGCAAGACAUUGUACUAAGCAUUGAAUGCAUUAUUAUUAUUGUUAUGUUUGUUUGUUUUUUAUUUCAUCUUUGGUGUUCUGAUCUGUCCUGUCUUCCUCCAAGAAGCACCUGUACCGAACCUCUUAUGACUCUUGAAGUUAGCCAACAGCUUGCAGUGAUUGCUGCAGUACUGAGUGUGCACGGUACAGUGUACAAUGCUCCUCUGCAGUGGUGCAAUACAGCACAACAAAUACAGUAUGACUGCCACCCAGUGGUAAAUGCCCCUGUAGUACAAGCCAUGAUACUACUAGCAUGCAUUUUGAUUUGGACUAUGAGGAUUGCACAAAAUUUAAAAAAAAAGAAAAAAAAAGUGAUUAUAAUUUCAUGUAACUGUGUUAAAGCAGUUCAAAGAUGUAUUAUUACGCAUAAUGUUGCAAUUGUUUCUCCUGCUUUAUAUAGUGCUAGUAGUCUAAUGGGGAGAUGUGAUGUAUAAGUUUACACAAAAAAAUUAGGAAAAAAAUACAUUGAACAAUAAACCACGUAUGAACAGUGGUUGUUCAUCAGACUACUACUGGUGAGCAUAAAAUAGUUAUAGACAGCAUUUGUUCUGCUGUAACAUUAUUCACUAGGUAACACAGUAUUGUGAAUUCUCAUUGACUAGUAUGAUUUUUUAGAGUUAGUAUUGCUCUUACUGCCAGAGCGGGUGAAACUCAUACUGCCAAUCCAAGAGUCUCAUGUCUGCUGUUGUUACAACACGAUUAUAAUGACACGCAAUCUAUUAACUACGGUAACACUACUAAAACAUGAUGUUGCAUUACUGUCUACUGCUGUAUAAAAUGCAUAUGAAAGCUAAUCUGUAUAUGAUGAUGCUCUAUACUACUUCUGUAUUUCUAGCAGCUGAAACUCACACUGCCAAGCCAAGAGUCUAAUGUCUGCCUCCCACAUUCCACACCAGAGCUGCAACUAUUAGUCAGUUACUUAGUCAAGAAAAGGAAUUGACAGCUAUUUUAAGGACAUAGUUUGUAAGUCAUUUUUCAAGUAAAAAGUGCCCACAUUUUUAUAGCAUUGCGUUCUCAACAUUUUCUGGGUUUUCCCCUCUUACACAUUAUAGGAAAGAUUAAUAUAGUUCAGAAAAAAUGAAAUUUUUUGUCUUUUUUGAUAAUUUGAAGUUAACAUUAGUGGUAAAAAUACUAAACUAUGAUUCAUAUUGUGAUUUAAACAAAUAACUAACGUUUGACAGACAAAGGCAUUGAGAAUUUCUUUUAGGUUUCAUUUAUAAGCACUGACCUCUCCACAUGCUGUCACUGCAGUCCUGCAUUUUAGAGUAUUCUAUCAAUAUUUUACAUAUCCUGGGGCUGCAAAACAUAAAUCUAUCCCAAAUAAAAAUGAUUUUACAAAGUCAUAUCUAGAGCAAGCUAAGGCCACUGAUAGCAUACAAAUUAUAGCAACUGAUAGAAAGUCGUACUGUUGCAGCAAAUUCUUAUGUUUUGCUUACAUUACCGUAGUCUGUUCAACAUACACACACAAGCAAAAUACAUCUGCAAACACAUUUUUUCUGGAUCAACCUUCCUGUGAAUAUUCAGCUGUCUGUCUGUAUUUGUGUCCACGUUGUUCAUGCUCCCUUCAUGACUAUGCACUUCAAACUUUUCAAUUAUUAGCAAAGUACAUCCUGAAA